AUGACUGCUUCGCCGCUUCUCGUUGUUCAAUCCUUACUCGACGCUCUCCACCUCCUUGUAAAAUCAUUUCCCACUAUCUCAACCUUGUUAAUACCAAACCUUCCUGAUUUUUCCAAAGUUCCUUAUUUUAAAUCCAUGACCGCAAUAGAAAAAGAAAAAAUAUCAAAAUUGGUUGCAUCUCAUAAUAAAUACUUACUCGAACAUUUAGUAAAAUUUAGUAGAGCGACCGGUGUAAAGAUCGUUUAUUUAAAAUGUGACAAAUUUUUUGAUGCUAUACAAUCUGGAAUGGACGGUUUUGGAAUCUCAAAUUGUGUUGAUGCCGAAUUUAAUAUCUAUGGUUCUGAUGAGAAAAGUUCUACUGACGAUUACUGUGAUUUAAAAUUAACUGUGGAUGAUAUUUUGGAGAUUGUUCAAUCUAAACCUUCAUCUUCCGAUAUCCCUGAUCUCAAAAUCAAUGCCAUAGGCGAACAAUUUGAUAAGAAAGAUUCAUUUUAUUAUUAUUUCGAUAAUUAUCAUUUUUCGUCAAAAGUUCAUGAAUAUAUGGCGGGUUUUUGUUUUGAAACUUUGGAAACUUCUUUUCAUCCAACUUCCCCUAAUAAAAGAAAUAGUUUCGCUGCGAAAAUGUUCGGAAUGGUCUUGGGCGAUUAUAUACAAUGA
Molecule: messenger RNA, 657 nt
Organism: Racocetra fulgida
Lineage: Eukaryota; Fungi; Glomeromycota; Glomeromycetes; Diversisporales; Gigasporaceae
Source: the annotation of a GenBank genome assembly